AUGAGAUAUUAUACCCACCUUAACAGAGAGCCCCUAGGGCUUGGGCAGAGCGGGGCUCAUUCUGCAACUCACAACCUCCGAGACCAAGGACUUCCGCGCGAAGCCGCUCGGCUGUUUCCGGAGCACUGCGGCGAGCACGGCCGGGAGGAGGGCCCGGCCGCCGCCCCGGCCCAGCAUGGGGAGAGCUCGUCUGCGGCCCGCCGGGAGCCCAUGCCUCGGCCACCGAAUAACGCUGCGCAGGACGCAGGAACAGAACCGACUCACCUCGCACGAGCGCACCGCGAUCGAUGCUCGACCGCCGGCGUCCGAGGAGUCUGGCGCGCAACGCGCAUGCGCGGAGUCCGGCGCGCAACGCGCAUGCGCGGAGUCCGGCGCGCAACGCGCAUGCGCGGAGUCCGGCGCGCAACGCGCAUGCGCGGAGUCCGGCGGGCAACGCGCAUGCGCGGAGCCUGGCCUGGACUCCCAGGUGGGUCCCUGGCCCCGCCUGCGCCGGGCUGGGCCAGCCCCUGGGCGGCGCCAGGGCAGUCGGGGAGGAGCACGGGCGGGGAGCGCGCGGAGGCGGGCGCUGCGCUGGAGGGUCGCUGCCGCGGAACGCAGGCCGGUGCGCGCGGCCAAGCGGGCGGCGUGGGACCGAACCGCGGCCAGGUCGCUGGGCCGGCGUGCCUAGGAAGAAUAGCCUGGGAUCUGAAGGCCACAGCGCUAGGAAGCGGGAGGCUGCGAUGGCGGCUCCAAUUGCGGCAUCUGGGCGGGCGCAGCGCGGCCGCCGCCCCAGGACUUGCACUGCUGCCCUCCGGCCUCGGCGUGCACUGUGCAGCGAGAUCCCACAGGUUCUACUCCUAUAGUGUCAUCCCAGCUGGCUUAAGAGCUUGGAGGAUCACUGUAGCUCUGUCACAUUUAAGGUGUCCUCAGACAGCAGAAAACAUCAUCUUUUUGAAGAGUGCUACAAUUUUUCCAGUCACCUCUUAUAACUGCAUGCCAAAGGCAGGAACAGUGGCCGGUCAAGGCGCGAGCUUCCUGCUCUGGAAAGUUUGCAGAGGGGCAGAGUGCAAACCCUCUCUGUGCUCCAGGCUGGGACAGUGGCCUCCUGGCGUGACCCUCCUGUGGGAAUGGAAGCCGAGUCUGGUCGCCCUGGAUCUCUGGGCUGUGUGCCCGGCCCUGGCUUCUGGCAGGGAGCUGGUGAGACAGGUGAGCACCAACAUAAUUGAGAGAAAUGCAAACCUCGAAUGGAAUCAAGUUGUCAAUCUUCAGAUCAAGUUUCCCUCCAUGUGUGAAAAAAUAAAACUAAAGUAUAUGACUGGUGAGUUGCAAGUGUGUUGGAUUCAGCAUUUACGAGUUAAACAUCUGGGUACAAAGAGCAUCACUUCAGCACCUUUUAGUGAUUUUGCGAUUCUUCUACAAGAAAGCUAAACCUGGAAGUGGGCUGCAGAUGGUUCUUUAAACACAAAAACAGGACCGGCUUACCAAAAAUGAUGUAGUCGGGACAAUGUACCUGUACUUCUCUAAGAUCGCUGCCUCUGGGGGAGAAGUAGAAGUUGAGUGAUCAAGAGACCUGAGGAUCAGAGCUCAGCAGGAUUCAAAGCUUCAAGAAAAGAACAAUGUCAAUUGCAAUGCUCAGGGAGAAGGGGUGGCCUACAGAGGCAGAAUCUUGGUUGAACUGAACAUGUUCCUUGAAAAGAAACGACCAGAAACCACUCAAGCCCAUUUGAGCCCAUUUCAAAUGAUGACCUUCUGGUUGUUGAGGAAAAUGUCAGGGAGAACAUAGCACAGGUUUCAAGGGAUUGGAGAGUCUAAGAGUCAUCUGUGGGAGAGUUGGAGAAAGAUCUGCAUCAGAGAAAUUCAUUCCAACAUUCCCUUGAUAUAUCCAUGACAGCCCUUUGAAGAUAAUGAGGCUUGCUUCAACUACUGCAAUGUUAAUUGGUAUAUUAGUCUUUGGUAGUCUGACCAAAAUUGAAGAAUAGACAACUUCUGGGUAGAAGAAUUAAUUUUGGCUCACUGUUCUGAAGGUUUGAUUCAUGGUUGUAUAGUCCCAUGUAAACCAGAUAGAACAGGAUUAUGAAAGGCAUGUGUGACUGAGGAGCUUCUUCAUUGUGGAAAAGCAACAGAGAGAGGGAACAGAAAAAGAAGGCAGUAUCUUACACUCCCUUGUGACUUGCAUCCUGUACCUCUUACUGUCACCAACUCUUGACACUGCCAUCAUGAUAUAAAUUCAGCAAAGGAUAAUCCAUUAAUUAUAUCCAAGACUCCUUGUCUCUGGAAACACAGAGAAAUACCUAUAGGCAUGACUAAUCUCGUUUUGUUAAUCCAGUCAUUCUUGAGAUAAAGACUGGCCACCACGUAUAUGUUUAUAAGGACAGAGUACGCAAACAGUGCCCUUAGGUGGAGAGGUUGUGAGGAAGAGCUCUUCCCCUGGAUGGCUUAGGUACCAGAGUUACCCCAUUUCUACUUUCACAGGCAGCUGCUACAUCUGAGGCUUCAUAGCGAUAAGGGCAGGCCUGCUUCCUGCUGGCAUUACAAUGGCUUUAAGUCCCUUUUUACUUCAAGCCAGAAAGUCUUCUAAGUUCACCUCUCUCUUCCUGAGACUCUCAGGUCAAUGUUCUUGGGACACACAAAUCUGAGCUGUUUGGCAGAGCAGCUGACUCUCAGACACUCCUCUGUCCAGGUCUCUCCUGGCUUGUUCUAGAUUGCCCCAGGCCACCAACUCCCUCAGGGUGCCACACCCUCCAUUGGGAGAACUGAACAUUUCUCUCAUUUUCCCAUGUUAUUGAGAAACCAAGCAGCAACUUUAGAAAAGAUGUCAGCUCUGAGCCAAGUAAACAGCAGGACCGCUGACAUGAAGUGGCUGCUGUCAGAGUCGUGACCUGGGGCAGCUCUCUCAGUCUCUGUUUAUCAGCCUACCAGUCCAUUUCCAACCUGCCUUCUUAAAGCUUGGCCCAGUCAGUGCUUUGGGCACAUUCUUAUCUCUGCUCUCAGGUCCAGGUCUGAAGAGUUCUCUGCUGAGCCAGUGCAGUUUUCUUCCUUGAAGUCAACUAAUGUCUGGCAGUUAUAAAGUCUGACCCCUUUCAGGAUGACCAACAGGAAGAAUAGCC
Messenger RNA from Apodemus sylvaticus (European woodmouse), 3086 nucleotides. RefSeq lists its product as uncharacterized. NCBI's taxonomy places the organism in Eukaryota, Metazoa, Chordata, Mammalia, Rodentia, Muridae. The transcript has 9 exons. Bases 1 to 1407 code for a protein of 468 amino acids. The record is from RefSeq and is a predicted model, not a curated record.